ACUCUUUUUAACCACUUGCAUUUACUUGCCAGCAUACCUGUUGGAAUCUACUUCAACAGAAGACCAGCUGAAACAACUAGCCUCAUGGGACUGAUCAACUACUAGAUUCUUGGACUUCCCAUUCACAGCUGACCAUUGUUGGGAAGUUAGACUACAGACUGACAGAAGCUGUAAGUUGAUUGGAAAGCAACUGGCGUUCAAUGAUGCUGAGCGAUUAGACUUGGACUUCAGGAGCUUCAGAUCCCAAAAUAUUUGGUUCUAGGCAAGUCAUAGAGGGCCUGAUGACGGAGCAGGAUCUGAAGAUGAUGGAGCAGGAUCUGAAGGCCUGCUACUCAAUUGAAGAGAACUUCGACACUAACUAUAAGAUGCUGAACACACUGGGUGAAGGAAAAUUUUCAGUGGUGAAACGAGCCUUCCAUGUCCCCACAAGUACCUCUGUGGCUGUAAAAAUUCUCCAAAACACCAAGGAGUACACCUCACCCAUCUGCAGGGAAGCCAGGAUUAUGAAAUCACUUAGCCAUCCUAACAUUAUCAAGCUGUUUCAUGUGGUCCAGAGAAGAGAGACUACCUACCUGGUGAUGGAGUAUGCCUCAGAGGGAGAGCUACAAGAUCGCAUCAUCAAAGUGGGGUCUUUAGAGGAGAGCGAGACUCGAAGGCUGUUUGCCCAGAUAGUACAUGCGGUGCAGUACUGCCAUGACCAUCACAUUGUCCAUAGAGACAUAAAGGCCAGCAACAUCUUGAUCGACUACAGGGGAAAUGCCAAGCUGUGUGAUUUUGGCUUGGCUGCUGAAGUGAUUCCUGGACAAAAGCUGGCAGGUUUCUGUGGCACGCUGCCCUACUGUGCCCCGGAACUCUUGCAAGCAGAGAAAUAUGAGGGCCCCCCUGUAGAUAUCUGGAGUUUAGGGGUCCUCCUGUUCCUCAUGGUAUCUGGGAACUUGCCUUUCCAAGGCAGGUAUUUUGUGGACUUAAAGCAGGAGAUCAUCUCUGCAAACUUCAGCAUCCCUUCCCAUGUUUCCAUUGAUAUUCUCAAUGUCAUCAUUGAACUGCUGAUGAUCAAUCCCAGCAGGAGGCCCACCAUCCACCAAAUCAUGAGGCACCCCAUGAUCAGGGGCAGUGAGGCAUGUUUACCACCUACUUCCACACAGAUUUCCCAGGCACCCCAAGCCACAGCAUUGUCAGGACCAUGAGAGUCAUCACAUAGAAGCCUGACAGGAAUAUGUCCUCCUGCAGUCCCCAAGAGGAGCUCUGUGGAUACCUGCAGCCACCUAAGAGUGUAGGUGUUCCAGGAUCCUCCUCUGGGGAUAUCUUAGAGAAAGAGACCCUCAUGGAAAAAAGAACCUCACCCAGGAAGAGGACAUCAAACAAGAAGAGGUUGUCCAUCAGAAAGUUGCUGUCAUUUGAGAAGAACCCAUUAUUGGUGGCCAGCCUCAGGAUGGAGGUGGAGCCACCCUGCUACAUCUACUCUAGUAGUGACUCACUUGACAGGCUUAGAAACCUGGAAGCAGUCCUGAGGCAAAGAGUUUCACGGAAACUUAGUCUCCUGGAACCAUAGCAUCCCGUAUAAUAAAUGCUCCAAACUUGUCCUUGCGAAUGG
Messenger RNA from Mus musculus (house mouse), 1594 nucleotides. RefSeq names its product predicted gene 10668. The record is from RefSeq and is marked validated. NCBI's taxonomy places the organism in Eukaryota, Metazoa, Chordata, Mammalia, Rodentia, Muridae. The transcript has 3 exons. The coding region runs from base 282 to 1187 and encodes 301 amino acids.